AUGAGGAGUGAAGAUGAAGGCUAUGUAUUUCGCAGCGCCACACUAACCGUUGAUGUCAGUCAGAAUUUAUGCAUGCAGCCAUCUCCUGAAGCUGGGCAGUCGGAUGACUUGAUAUGUGGCAUGAUACUCAUUUUCCCUACAAAAUUAGGUCUUCCUGUAGGCUUCAGACGUGGGAAAGCUCAAACAUUUACUUGCAUGACCACUCUGCCGAGAUAUUUUUACAGAGCCAGGCAUGCUGUCAAAGUUGCCAAUAAACGGUUUUGA
Molecule: messenger RNA, 264 nt
Organism: Echinococcus granulosus
Lineage: Eukaryota; Metazoa; Platyhelminthes; Cestoda; Cyclophyllidea; Taeniidae
Exons: 2
Coding region: 1-264 (87 amino acids)
Source: RefSeq, a predicted model, not a curated record